Messenger RNA from Prorocentrum cordatum, 1495 nucleotides. The record is from the annotation of a GenBank genome assembly. Lineage: Eukaryota; Dinophyceae; Prorocentrales; Prorocentraceae.
CCCUACCCGACGCCCUACCCGACGCCCUACCCGACACCGUUUCCGACGCCCUACCCGACGCCCUACCCGACGUCUUUCCCGACGCCAUUUCCGACGCCCUACCCGACGGCGUUCCCGACGACUUUCCCGACGCCAUUUCCGACGCCCUUCCCGACGGCCUUCCCGACGCCGUUUCCGACAGCUUUCCCGACUCUCUUCCCAACCGGCUUCCCGACGCCGUUCCCGACGCCCAGCCCGACCCCCAGCCCAACGUAUCCUCCGGGCUGGCCGACGCCGCAUCCGACGUUUCUUCCUGGAGCUCCGAUGGCAGGUGGAGCGGGCGCAGCCGUGGCUGCCACUGGCGACCCCCACCUUCAGAACGUUCUCGGCCAGCGGUUCGACUUGAUGAAACCAGGAAGGCAUGUUCUGGGUCGGCGGAUUAACAUCCCCCGUGGAAGGCGUUCCAAUGCAAUGCUUCGCGUGGAGGCUGAGGCGCGGCAAGUUGGAGGGCAGUGCGCAGACAUGUAUUUCCACGAGCUGAACAUCACAGGUGCGUGGGUGGAGGCGAAGGGAACCGACGGUCUCCAUUUCCAAGCCGAGGGUGCGCGCGACGAGCAUCCGCAGUGGUUAAAGUUUGGGGGCGUAGAACUCAAAGUCGCCCAUGGGCGCACUGAGAAGGGCACCUUGUACUUGAAUUUCUACGUCAAGCACCUUGGGCGCGGUGGGUUUGCCGUCGGAGGGUUGCUAGGAGAGGAUGACCACACCGAGGCAUCCAUGCCUUCGAAGGCAUGCGUUCACCGCGCUGCCCUUUGGGAGACUGCGACUCCGAGUUACAACGGUGCAGGCGUCUUCUCGAUUGCAGAGGCAACCUUCUAAUGUUGACAUGCGUGCGGGGUGAGGGCAAUGCGGACCGUUUGCGCAAACGGUGUUUCUGUUUCUACCAUGAGAAAAAUGUGCUGCAUGCGGCGUCAUAGAUCAUCGCAGGCGUCGUCACGACACGAAUCUUCCCCGUAUACUGGCUUCGUGGGGGAGGUCGCCGCGCUGUCUCGCGACUGCUUUUGCGCAGGGCUUGCCCAUGCAUGCCGCUCAAAUGGGCCGGAGUCGAGGGUGUCAGCGGAUCUCGGGAGCCUUGAGACGGGGGUCAAUGCAGACGGGGGUCAGCCAGAGCGCCGGAUCCUGCAGGAUCAUGCGAAGACCCCCUCUGGCUGACCCGGGUUAGCGAGCCGCUCGUGGCCGCGAACUCUAAAGUGAGUUGGGAUACAGGCGAGAGGUAACACUGCGGUAAUUCACCGUUUGAGGUCCACGCUAGUAAAUAUGACUUGUCCAUGUGAUGGCAAACCGCUCCAGUGCAUCGUCGUCACAUACUGUCUUCAUAUUAAUUUCGUGCCGCGAGAGAUGGGCGCGCGCCACCGCUGCAGAACACAACUUCGCAUAGCACGACAUUCCAAUCACCAUUGUAAUUUCGGCAGCCCUUUGGGAAAAGGUCGCGCACUUUUGCUUGUCAUCCUUCUUCCAA